GACAAGACUGAGAGCUAAACUUUCUCCUGGUUCAGAUGCAAGGCUAGGAGUGAAAAUGUCUCUUGGUUCUUUGAGGGGGGCUGGCCUAGGGCUGCUUUGCUUUCAGCUGUCAUUUUGAGCUGUCUCCAGCAGUGUGAAGAGGAGGGAGGAGAAAAGGAUGAAAGGAGGGGACUGGAGUCCAUCCAGUCUAUCCCAGCUCCUGCCAGGCUCCAUCUGACCCUAGGAGAGCAAUCCUGGACCCAAGCUCUGGCCAAAGAGCCUCUCUCCUCCACUCAGGCCAGGAGGUUGCUUUCUAGGAGCUCAGCAUGCAAAGGUGGACACUGUGGGCUGCAGCCUUCCUGACCCUCCACUGGGCACAGGCCUUUCCACAAACAGACAUCAAUAUCAGCCCAGCCCUGCCAGAGCUGCCCCAGCCUUCCCUGUGCCCCCUGUUCUGGAUGGAGUUCAAAGGCCACUGCUAUCGAUUCUUCCCUCUCAAUAAGACCUGGGCUGAGGCUGACCUCUACUGUUCUGAGUUCUCUGUGGGCAGGAAAUCCGCCAAGCUGGCCUCCAUCCACAGCUGGGAGGAGAAUGUCUUUGUGUAUGACCUCGUGAACAGCUGUGUUCCUGGCAUCCCAGCUGACGUCUGGACAGGCCUUCAUGAUCACAGACAGGAAGGGCAGUUUGAAUGGACUGAUGGCUCAUCCUACGACUACAGCUACUGGGAUGGCAGCCAGCCAGAUGAUGGUAUCCAUGCGGACCCAGAAGAAGAGGACUGCGUGCAGAUAUGGUACAGGCCUACCAGUGCUCUGAGGUCAUGGAAUGAUAACGCCUGCAGCCGAAAGUUCCCCUUUGUCUGUAAAAUCCCAUCUCUGGCCAUUCAUUGAUCCUGUCUUGUCCUACGGGUGUGAGCUCAACUCCAGUAUCAUCUUGUACCCAGUGUAGAAUUGAAACUAAAUACAUGUAAAACAUACAUAGGAGGUAAAUCUCUUGGAUAGAGAUUUUAAACAAGCAGAUCUUAAUUAUACAGGGUUGUGACUUGGCCAAUUGACAGGAAAUUAUACAGGGUGGUGACUUGGCCAGCUCAAAUUGGCUUAAUUAAUUUUUUAAAAAGGUGUUGUUGUUGCUUUUAAUUGGCCCAAGUAACAGAAAUCCAGGGGUUGUUCUGAUUCAGGGUUGAAUCUCACUGGGCUGGCUCAAGUCACAUGCCCAUCCCUGAAACAAUCCCUCUGGCAUAUGCUGAGUGGCUAGCCCCUGCUUAACUGCACAUCUCUGGGACAGAAUGGGGUGGGAGUCGCAUCAUCAGAGGGUCUGGGAGUGGGGAAAAAUGGGAGGAUGUUGGUCAAAGGAUACAAACUUUCGGAAAUAAGAUUAAUAACUUCAUGAGACUUAAUGUACAGUAUGGACUAGAGUUAAUAAUAAUGUAUUGUGUUCCUGAAAUUUACUAAGAUAGUAUUUUUUUUUGAGACAGUAUCUCACUCUCUUGCCUAGGCUAAAAUGUAGUGAUGCAAACGCAGCUCAAUGCAGCCUUGACCUCCUGGGCUCAUGUGAUCCUCCCACCUCCAGUUCCCAGAGUAGCUGGGACCAUAGGGCACUACAGGCAUGUGCCAUCACAUCUAGCUAAUAUUUUCUUUUUUGACAGAGUUCCACUCUUGUCACUCAGGCUGGAGUGAAGUGGUACAAUCUCACCUCAUUGCAACCUCCACCUCCCAGUUUCAAGUGAUUCUCCUGCCUCAGCCUCCCAAGUAGCUGGGAUUACAGGUGCUUGCCACCACACCCAGCUAAUUUUCAUAUUUUUAGUAGAGACAGCGUGUCAGCUUGUUGGCCAGGCUAGUCUAGAACUCCUGACCUCAGGGGAUCCACCCACCUCAGCCUCCCAAAGUGCUGGGAUUACAGACAUGAGCCACUUUGUCUGGCCAUGUAUUUUUUUUUUUUUAAUAGAGAUGAAGUUUCAUCAUGUUGUCCAAGCUGGUUUUGAACUCCUGGGCUCAAGGGGUCCACCCACCUCAGCCCAAAGUGCUGGGAUUAUAGUGUGAGCCACUGCACACAGCCAAGAGUAUAUCUUAUGUGUUCCCACCACCACAUGGGCUCAAAGAUGAGACUGGUUCUUCAAAGGAAAACAAAAAUAUUACCAAACUCAUAAGUUGCUGGUGGGAAUGUAAAAUAGUGAAGCCGCUGUGGAAAAGUUUGGCAGUUCCUCAAAAAGUUAAACAUAGAGCUAGAUCUGACCCAGCAAUUCCACUCCUAGAUCUAGACCCAAGAGAAUUGGAAACAGGUAUUCAAAUGUAAGUGGUCAGUUGGGCACGGGGGCUCAUGCCUGUAAUCCCAGCACUUUGGGAGGCCGAGGAGGAUCAGUUGAGCCCAGGAGUUGAAGAUCAGCCUGGGCAACAUAGCAAGACUCCGUCUCCAUAAGAAAAUGUUUUAAAUUAACCAAGCAUGGUGACACAGAUCUGUCGUCCCAGCUGUUCGGCAGGCUGAGAUGGGAGGAUCACUUGAGCCUGGGAUCUCAAGGCUGCAAUGAACCCUGAUUGUGCUACUCUAUUCCAGCCUGGGUGACAGAGAAAGACCUUGUCUCAAAAACCAAAACCAAAAGAUCACAGCAACAUUAUUGAUUUUAAAAAAAUGCAGGCAACCCAAGUGUUCGCCAACAGAUGAAUGACUAAAUAACUGUGGUCUAUUCAUAGGGUGGAAUAUUAUUCAGGCAUAAAAAGGAUGAUGUAAUGAUAGAUACUGCAACCUGAAUGAACCUGAAAAACUUUAUGCUGCCAAUCACAAAAGACCACAUAUUGUAUGAUUCCAUGUAUACGAAAUAUCCAGAAUAGGCAAACCUAUAGAGUCAGAAAGUGGAUUAGUGGUUGCUAGGGGAUGUGUGGAAGGGGAAUAGAAAGUGAGGGCUAAUAGGCAUGGGAUUUCUUUGUGGCUGACAAAAAUGCCCUGCAAUUAGACGGUGGUAAUGGUUGUACAAAAUUAUAAAUGAACAAGAAGCCACUCAACUUUACAUUUUUAAAUAGUAGUUAAUACAUUUUACAUUAUAUGAAUUCUUUAUUGUUAUUUUUUGGGUCUCACUCUGUUGCCCAGUCUAGGGUGCAGUGAUGCAAUUACUUCUCACUGCAGCCUCGACCUCUCAAGCUGGAGUGAUCCCCCUGCCUCACCUCCUGAGUAGCUGGGACUACAAAAGUGUAUCACCUCUCCCAGCUAUGUUUUUGCCUUUUCAUUUUUUUGUAGAGGCAGGGUUUCUGCACGUUGCCCAAGCUAGUGUCGAACUCUUGAGCUCAAGUAAUCUACCCGCCUCAGCCUCCCGAAGGGCCAGGACUACAGGCAUGAGCCACUAUGCCUGGCCCAUUAUGAAUUUUAUCUCAAUUUUUUAAAAUGUUACCAGAAGAAAGAAUGCAUGCCAGGCAGGAAGAACAAUAGAUAUUUAUUAGUAGAGAGAACCAUGAUCAGAGAGUCAGUAGACCUCAGUUCCAUUUCCAAUUCUCUGGGCCUUGUUUCUGCUUUGGUACAGACUGGGGUUGUGGGGUGACCUAAAAAUCAGGCCCUUCAGUACCAACAAGGAAACACAGGUUAAAAUAUGCAAAAGAAAAAUCAAUUAGCAUUUGGUAAAUUGUGUGGUUUCUCAGAUUUUUGCAGGAAUAUUCUUCUGAAAAGGAUGUUAAAAUGGGACUUUGCUAUGGCUUCAGAAUUGGUCCCAAUUGAAAACAGCAGGUUCUAAUUACCUCUGGUUCUGAAGAGAGCAACGAACACAUGGGACCAUUCAGCUACCCCUAGAGCUUACAUAAUGGUUUGCAGACCUGGCCUUACCACAGUCAACCACAUGAGUAGGGGAAGACAAAGACUGAGAUCCUUGGCCUUGUAGGGAACAUAGCGUCCACAGUGAAAAGGGUUUUUACCUUUUCUUUCUAUGGAAGUAGGAGGGGUUGCUUUCUCUCCAUCUCCAAUGUCAAAUGAGCAGAACUUUAAGAAACUACUUGUAGAGAUUGGGGUGCCCAGAAAGGUACACUGGCUUUUCGCUCCCCAGCAGAAUGUUGACUAUGUUCUUGAAAAUUCUGCCCUCCCCAGUACUACAUGGAGAGGAACUGGGUCAGAGACUUCUCAAGAAUGCUUCAUGCACCCAGACACAGUGGCUCAUGCCUGUAAUCCCAACACUUUGGGAAGCCAACGUAGGAGGAUCACUUGAGCCCAGGAGUACAAGAUCAGUAAGCAACAUAGUGAGAUCCCACCUCUACAAAAAAAAAGAAAAAAAAAAAGCCCGGUGUGGUGGCAUACACCUGUAGUCCCAGCUACUCUGGGGCUGAGGCUGGGAGGAUUGCUUUAGCCCAGGAGAUCCAGGCUGCAGUGAGCUACGAUCACGCCACUGCAUUCUAGCCUGGGUGACAGAGUGAGAUCCUGUCUCAUUAAAAAAACAAGCAAACAAAUAAAAAAGCAAAAGGAUGCUUUAUGCAUCCUGAGAAUUUAGGAGUGUAAGGAGGAAAAUGUUUCCUCUAUCCUCUUAUUUUCCUUUCUGGAGGCCUGUGACUCUAUCAAAAGACAGAUUAAUAGAAGAAGAGGCAUAGAAGUUUUGUAGAUGUUUUUACAUGCAGAGGGAUUUCAUAGAAAAGAAGUGAUAACCCGGCCGGGUGCGGUGGCUCAAGCCUGUAAUCCCAGCACUUUGGGAGGCCGAGGCGGGUGGAUCACGAGGUCAAGAGAUCGAGACCAUCCUGAUCAACAUGGUGAAACCUGGUCUCUACUAAAAAUACAAAAAAUUAGCUGACCAUGGUGGCGCGUGCCUGUAAUCCCAGCUACUCAGGAGGCUGAGGCAGGAGAAUUGCCUGAACCCAGGAGACGGAGGUUGCGGUGAACCGAGAUCACACCAUUGCACUCCAGCCUGGGUAACAAGAGCGAAACUCCGUCUCAAAAAAAAAGAGAAGAGAAGUGAUAACCCAAAGAGGUGGUUAGACUUGGGGGCUUAUUUACCGUUUUAACAAAGGGGGAUAAAUUGUGGAGAAGUGACUAGAAAAAGGAAAAGGGGGUUGGCUUUCUAGUGGUGGAAAAUCGUGGGAAGGUGACCAGGAAAUGGAUGGUAGAUAAAGAUUGUUUCGUAAGGUUUGUUAUGUAGACUCAAGUGAUCUCCAGGGUCAUUCACUUCUUCCUAGUACAGGAGAGGGGAUCAUGCUUAAAAUGGAAAUUUAUGUUACAUUUACAAAGAGAAAGUUAGGCUCUGUGUGUAGGCAAAUGUGGGGUCCUAACUAGGGAAAACUAGUCAGGCUGGUAGGACCAAGGGAAAGCAAAAAGAGAGAGCAGAUUAGCUAUCAGUCUGCCUUUCUUCAUGGUCCAGGACACAGAGCCCUCCUGCACAAAAAGCUCACAAUCUUUCUGUACCCAGCACUCAUCAGCCCCCUGCAGGUUAGCUCACUGCCCCCUUGGCAUUAUCAGUGCUGUACACAGCACUCUUUAGCAUAAGCACCAUUCCAUACAUCCCCAACAAGCCUUUGUUUCCUUGCUGACAGCCCCUUCUCUGCUGUGCUGCCCGUUGCAACCUCGCAACAUACGUUCAUAGUUUCUCUAAUAAAUAUGCCUUUUUUUUUUUU
Callithrix jacchus (white-tufted-ear marmoset) is the source of this 5546-nucleotide messenger RNA. It is a transcript of the gene CLEC19A, whose product is annotated as C-type lectin domain containing 19A. The record is from RefSeq and is a predicted model, not a curated record. Lineage: Eukaryota; Metazoa; Chordata; Mammalia; Primates; Cebidae.